UGUGUGUGUGUGUAUGUGUGAGAGUGUGUGUGUGAGAGAGAGAGAGAGAGAGAGAGAGAGAGCUCACAAUAUUCAUCUGCUGAGAGUAUAGAGGGAGGGACGGACAGAAACCUCGGCUGGCGACAGAAACCAAUCAGAGCGACACAUUAGCGAAGACAUCGAUCGGGAUUUAUUUAUCUGACGGAACCCGCCAUCAGUCUGUCAAACAAUAACCUUCAGAAACCUCGGAGAAACAUUAACGUUACGCGCCGACGACAUGGCUGAUUUCAGUAUCGAUCAGAACAACCUGCCUGGCGUAAAAGAGGUGUGCCGGGACUUUGCCGUUCUGGAAGACCACUGUCUGGCCCACAACCUUCAAGAACAGGAAAUCGAGAGCCACCUGGCAUCCAACGUCCACAAGAGCCGCCUGGUGCAGCAGGACCUGCAGGUGGCCAAACGUCUGCAGGAGGAAGAGGACAAGCGGGCCAAAGCCGAGAGCAAGAGACAAUACCGCCACAUGGAACGCAUCGACAUAGAAAUAGCUCAGGAGAUUCAAGAACAACUGGUCCGGCAGGCUGAACAGCAGAGGCAGCAGGAGGAGAAAGAUGAGGCUAUCGCCCGGAAGCUGCAGGAGCGAGAGAUGAAAGAGGAGAGAAAACGGCAAAAGCAGAUGGAAGGAAACCUCGAGGAGUACUAUGAUGAUAAAGCCUUCCGAAAAGAGAAGAAUCACAACUACAAUCGAAUUCUUUCCCCGUACAACUCUCCUGAGCCUGACAGAAAAAGAUAUCCCAGUAGCCAUAGUCGAUAUCCGGAAUAUGAGCCGGAAUAUGAGUUCAGCCGAUCUAGGCAUCCGGAGAGUCCGAGCAAGGAAAGGAUCCUCGAGUACUACUCACCUGAGCGUCGACCGGAAGAAAGAAAGAAACCUCUCAAUCUUGAUCACACAGAACCACGUAGAAGGAAGAAGCAAGAUCAAUGGGACGACCUGGAGCCAGUGAUGCACUGGAAGGAGAGGCCUCCAAGGGAUUACUAUGCCGGCCGGGACAAGGUCUGGGACAAGGAGAGGAUCAGGGAUCGAGAACGAGAAUGGGAUGGACGGAGAGCCAAGGAAAGGUCGAAAGAUCGCAACUGGACAAGAAGUCAAGAUCAACUGUUUAGCGGCAUUGACAGGGGCAGGGGCAGAAACGUGGACUGGGAGAUGGACCAAAAUGGACACAGUAGCAGAGAGAGGCAAAGAGAACAAGGCAGAGAUGGGAACAGGGGGAGGAACAGAAGCAGGGAGCGAGAACUGGAUGAUUAUGGUCUCACCCCAACUAGAGGAUGCUCAGAAGAAAGCCUGGAGUGGGAGGAUCAUAAGAACAGGAAGAGGGUCCCGUCAGGUCCUAAUGAGGUGUUUGAGGAGCCUGUUUUCAGAGGUCCCUUAAACGAGGGCUGGUCCCCUGGUCAUUCUCCAAGAGAGAGAGGUCGGAAGCCGCGAGGAGACUAUGGCAUGGAGGUGGCAACGCAUGGACUAGCCCACUUAGACCUACAAGACCAGGAGCUCAUAGACUUGGAGGUGGCACGCAAGCUACAGGAAGAAGAAAUUAAGGCGAGUCAGUUGGACAGGCGAGCUGCUCAAGUUGCACAAGAUGAGGAAAUAGCACGACGGCUAAUGGAAGAAGAGAAAAGGGAGUAUAAGAGAUCGAGGGAUAAGGAGAAACAAGUGAUUGAGAGACGACGGCCUGAGGUGGAAUAUAAGCCAGUGCAAGAAGAAGUAGUACGACCACGAGCGCGAGAAGAGCCGCGCAUCAGAGAGGACGAGUACCAGAGAGCACGCAACCACAAACCCGUCAGGCCGCCGCCUCCUACACAGCACUACGAGAACGUAAACCCGAGCUACGCAUUUGCGGACCCCUACUCCCCUCGCCCUCCGUCAAGACCAGAGGCGGCGUACAAAGGUGCCUACUACAGACAGUGACCAUAAGCCUCCACUGCUGUCCAAUCUUGAGUCCGUUCUGCCCUUUAUUUUGCGAAUCAGUAGAGGAGAAGUGAUUCAGAAAUACUUUGAGGCUUUUGGCAGAAGCUACUGACACUUUAUUUUAUUUUUCCCUCUUGGGUUCAUCACAUCAGAUGAGCCGACGUCGUCUCUACGUGUUGUGAAAGAGUCUUUUACCCUGGAGCUACGAACUACUGGGCGACAGGGACAGUUCCUGUUUGCUUCUCAUGUUCUUGUCUUAUUGUGGAUGAGUGGACAGGAAGGGAUCUACUGCACAGCUCUCUAGAAUAUCCCUUUUCUCUUGGUGUCUGUAAUGAGGCUUGGUCUUGAUUCCAUGUUGAGUUCAGGAUACAGCGGUUUUCCACUUUUUUGUUAUUUUUAUUUAACGGAAAACAUGCUUGAAUUUAUACGCAGCACACUUUUGUGCUAUAUAUUUAUUGAUUUAUUUUGAGAGGAUAUUUUAUUUUUUGAUUCGUGUUUUAAAACGCUGAUCGUUUUACCCUUUCCCCAAUCGAUCUGAAGAGACUGUUAGCUUAAACCAGGAGCGAUCCGAUUUCUGGAGAUGCAAAAUUUCACAUAUCUCAACGUCUUAAGAAGCAUGAAUCAAGGUGAGGUUGUCAGCGCUUCUAUUUGUUUUGCCUUCAUAUCAUUGAUGAGAGACUCUUUACUCACACUGCAGGCUCACGUACAGCUAGGGUUCAAGACGCUCAGGCUUCGGGUGCCUUUGUUUUUGUGAUAUUUCCCCCUUCACCUGCAGUGUCCGUAGCGAUUCUCUCAUCUUCUUCAUAUGUGCUUCAGGACCUACAGUGCUCUAGUGUUCAAGUGCAUGCUGGCUGAAUGUGAACUCUGUGGGGUCUAUAUGAAUCUUGUCCAAAAAUGGCCACAAACAAAUCUCUACUCCUCAUUUUUUAUUUUGAUAUUAUGUUUUAUUUAUAAUUCAAUUCAAAUCCAAAAUAAUAGUUUUAAGGCAUGUAGUAGCAUUGCUGUUGGCGCAGACGUAAACCGUUUUCUCGCUUGCUGCAUCAUAUGCAGUUCAUGUUAAUAUAUCAGUGUUCAGAUUUGCAGUGCUUUGCAUUUGGUGGCAAACUUACUUUAAGCAGGGACACCAGCGAACAGAUCAAGGCAGCAAACAAGUGACUAUGGCUUUAUUUGGCACUUUCUAUGAAUAGAGUAUAAAGUAGGGCCUGAAACUCUUGGGGAGAAACUGUUUUUCAGCAAAAUAUCAGUGAAAAAAAAAUAAAAAAAAAAU
Cyprinus carpio (common carp) is the source of this 3200-nucleotide messenger RNA. RefSeq names its product coiled-coil domain containing 50a (gene ccdc50a). The record is from RefSeq and is a predicted model, not a curated record. Gene Ontology annotation, molecular function: ubiquitin protein ligase binding. Lineage: Eukaryota; Metazoa; Chordata; Actinopteri; Cypriniformes; Cyprinidae. Gene Ontology annotation, cellular component: cytoplasm.